Molecule: messenger RNA, 2120 nt
Organism: Pollicipes pollicipes
Lineage: Eukaryota; Metazoa; Arthropoda; Thecostraca; Pollicipedomorpha; Pollicipedidae
Product: ras-related protein Rab-14
Exons: 6
Coding region: 95-742 (215 amino acids)
Biological process (GO): endocytic recycling; defense response to bacterium; Golgi to endosome transport
Cellular component (GO): recycling endosome; trans-Golgi network; phagocytic vesicle
Molecular function (GO): GTPase activity; GTP binding
Source: RefSeq, a predicted model, not a curated record
CUGGAUGGCGCUGCUGUACAUAAAUUGAGGUUGUUCGGGUUGGAAUAGGGGCGUAUAAUUUGGAAUUUCUGGAUAUCUGAACACUUCUUUCAACAUGGCGGCAGGUCCAUACAACUAUUCCUACAUCUUCAAGUAUAUCAUAAUAGGAGACAUGGGCGUCGGAAAGUCCUGUCUUCUCCACCAGUUUACAGAAAAGAAAUUCAUGGCCGACUGUCCGCACACGAUCGGAGUCGAGUUCGGCACCCGGAUCAUCGAGGUCAGCGGCCAGAAGAUCAAGCUGCAGAUCUGGGACACGGCCGGCCAGGAGCGCUUCAGGGCCGUCACCAGGUCGUACUACCGCGGCGCGGCCGGCGCGCUCAUGGUGUACGACAUCACGCGGCGCUCCACCUACAACCACCUGAGCAGCUGGCUGACGGACGCGCGCAACCUGACCAACCCCAACACGGUGAUAUUCCUGAUUGGCAACAAGUGUGACCUGGAGGCGCAGCGAGACGUGACCUACGACGAGGCCAAGCAGUUCGCCGACGAGAACGGUCUCAUGUUCGUCGAGGCCAGUGCCAAAACUGGAAACAACGUGGAGGAGGCGUUCCUGGAGACGGCCAAGAAAAUCUACCAGAACAUCCAGGACGGCAGCCUGGACCUCAACGCGGCCGAGUCGGGCGUGCAGCACAAGCCGUCGCAGCAGGGGCGCACCACACUGACGGCGCAGGCCUCCACCGCCAAGGAGAACUGCACGUGCUAGCUAGGCGGGCGGUCCUGAGCGGCGCGCACCCCCGGGAGCGGGCCGCCGGCGUCCGGACCCGCUCCGGACGGCUGCUGACCCCCAGGGACGGCCCGUGAGUGGUGUGGCUGGGGCCGCCCUGGCGCCGGCCCAGCGACCCUGCCGGACCGGGCGUUCGCGAGUCUCACUCUCUGAGGCGGUGCGGGGAGGCCCCAGAGCCGGAUCUGCGCUGCGCUGUCCGGGGAUGCGGCCCUGGCGCCGGCCCAGCGACCCUGCCGGACCGGGCGCUCGCGAGUCUCACCCUCUGAGGCGGUGCGGGGAGGCCCCAGAGCCGGAUCUGCGCUGCGCUGUCCGGGGAUGCGGCCCCGGGCCGAGCCCCGGCGACUCGCGGCAGUCCACAUCAGGCAUUUGACCACGGCCUCGCCGCUCGGGGAUGGGCCGCGGACGGUGUCGGUGGGUCGCGUCGCUCCGGGGCUGGCUCGACGCGUGGUGCGCGUCUCCAGCCGGGCCGGCCGCGCUCCGGCUACGUCUCGACCUCGCCGGGCGGGGCGCACGACCUCGGCCUCGGAUGUCCGCGUGCAGUGCUUUAGUGUGCCGGUUGGGGAUGCACGAGCCGCGAGCACGGUUUGCAAGGUGCCCGGCUGGUGUGGUCGACCUCUCAGCACCCCCUCGAGCUACACGUCAAGUGAUAUACACGCGCGUGUACACCAAAUCAUACACGGACCCGCGCGCAUGCGUGCUCCGUGCAGACGGCUCCGACCCGCCCUCCGUCGCCCGCCGUGGGUCCUCUGUUGGGGGCGGAAGGAUCGGGUGGAGUUGUGAACAAAGCGGGGCGCCGGUGCCGCGCGCGCUUUUUCGUGCGCACCCUAAAAUGUGAUGUAGCUGUGCGUGUCCUUGAGAAUGGACCUCAUCCAGAAAGGCAUAGUAACCGUGCGCGCCUAAACACGCAUCUAUUUUACGUUAUUCCAAUAGAUUAUACCGCUUUGGAUAUGUUAGUGCGAGCCGUAGCCGGCGGUGUGCGGAUGUAGGUUGAUUGUUGGCGUGGUAACGACUGCUUCGUUUGCCCCUGUGCCGCCCCACUGUGCCCUCGCUCCGUGUGCCGUGUCGGCCGUCUGCCGGCUGGCGGACUCCGGCUGGCGCGCCGCUGGUCCUCCGGCCGCCGGUACCUUGUUGUCGUCCGUCAUUGGCCGCGACCUCGCGAUGUUCAGGCCGCUCACAUUCCUCUCGCCGUCUGCCGCGAUACUGUGUCCCGCCAUGGCGGCGCGCGCCCGGCCGGCGCAUGGCGCUGACUGACUGACAAGAGGGCGCGCCGCGGCCGCCGGCGCGCUCCGCCAGCGUGCGCCCGCGCCGACUGACUGUUGACAAUGUUUUAAUGGGGUCAUAUGGUAAAUAAACCAGU